GGCAACGGCCCGAUGUGUUUGUGUAUCGCCAGAGCUGAAGAAGCCGACGCUUUUUUCGUGGAAUAUUGACGUGAUUUCUGACUUUCGCGAGCUCCGGAGACUGUCCACAGACUUCUUGCAGCGGUACGUAGCUAGCUAGAGCUAGCUCCUGAGAGAAAGAUGGCCGAGUUUCUUCGUAACCACCCUGAGCUGCAGCCGUUCGUGCUCACAAACGUACGGCUCACUGGUACCACAAUCGGCGCAGGAGCCUACGGCAGCGUGGAGGAGGUGGCCAUGCCUGGAGCCGUCUGCGCCGCCAAAAAGAUUCACGACGUCUUCCUGAACGCGGCUCUGAUCCCGUCCCAGUUCGUGAAGGAAUGUCGGCUGAUGAGUACCCUCCGCCACCCGAACAUCGUCCAGUUUCUUGGUUUAUAUUUCCUGCCCGGCUCGCGACUGCCAGCCCUCGUCAUGGAGCGACUGCUGACGAGUCUUCACGACUUGCUGGACCCAGAAACCGACACCCCUCCCCCGCCCAAUGCGCCCAAGCCCUUCUUCCCGCCGAGCCUAAAGUGCUCGAUCCUGCACAACGUGGCGUGCGGCCUGACCUACCUCCACGAGCAAUCGCCGCCCAUCAUCCACCGCGACUUGUCGGCCAGAAACGUUCUCCUGAACUCGGGGAUGGUGGCCAAGAUAGCGGACCUGGGCGUGGCUCGUAUCGUGCCUCGUAUGCGAGUUGCAGCCACCAUGACAAAGGGACCUGGGGCCAUAAUUUACAUGCCUCCAGAGGCCAUGGAAAGCAAACUUGAGGAAAACGAGGAAGAGAAAGACAAAAUGUCAAAGUACGAUGCAAGCAUCGACAUCUUUUCUUUUGGUGUCGUGGCCAUUUUCACACUCUGCCAAACCUUCCCCUGCGACUUGCUAGCUCACAACUAUCGUGACGAACGACGAAGAAUAGUUGGUCGAACUGAGCUAGAGCGACGAGAGAGAUACAUGAGGAUGAUCUACAGGCAGCUACGCAAGAAGCAUCCUCUCCUCCAGAUGAUCGAGGGGUGUCUGGACUUCCCUGAAGACCGGCCGAGCAUUCGUCAGGUGCUGCGUCUGUUGGAGGAGGCCAGAGCUGAAGUGAGAGACGAGCAGACAGACAUGAACAAACUGGAGCUGUUGCGAGCUCUUCAGACCCAGCCCAGGAACCAGGAGAAUGUUGAGCUAGAGGGACUGCUGAGGAGAAAGGAAGCAGAGUUAGCUGAGGCCCAGGGCCAAAUGAUACUGAAGGAAGAACUUCUACAGUCCAGUGAAAGGGAGAAACAGAUUGUUGUACAACAAUUACAAUCCAGAAACCAAGAGAACGUUGAGCUCCAACAUCAACUAGAAUCUAGUGAGAGAGAGAAACAGACAGUCAGACAACAAAUGGUAUCCAGGAACCAGGAGCUCCAGCAACAACUAGAAUCCAGUGAGAGAGAGAAACAGACAGUCAGACAACAAAUGGUAUCCAGGCUGAUCAGCUCACAGAGACGGGAGACUGAGUUAGUGCAGGCCAAGGACAGGGAGCUAAGAGAGAAGCAGACAGUGAGAGAUGAGCUAACAAGGAAGGAGAGAGAGUUAGCUGAGACUCAGCAGCAACUGAGACAGAAGGAGGAACAGCUGCGAUCAAGUGAG
Molecule: messenger RNA, 1635 nt
Organism: Geodia barretti
Lineage: Eukaryota; Metazoa; Porifera; Demospongiae; Tetractinellida; Geodiidae
Source: the annotation of a GenBank genome assembly